AAUCUUUGUUCCACAAAUUAUGAAAUAUAACUAUUUUAUGUACUAUCCACAUGUUAUGAAGCAUAACUAUUUUAUUUACCGUAAUAAAGCACGAGCACAGGCCCACUAAUUAUAACAUAACAUACAGUAUCAUAUGAAAUCAUGUAAAAUCACCAUCCAAAUAAAGUAUAAAGGAGAUGAGCACUUUUGUGGGGUGGGGGGGUAAAGAGAUAACAAGCUUGUGUGAGGCCAAAACUAAAGUAGUGCACGGCUUCGGAGGCAGAAAGCAGAGAGGUUGGGUUCCUAACUGUAUCUAUGGCUCUGUGUGCCCAUGUGAGCGUGCGCCCCCAGCACACCACUUUCUUGCAUUCAUCUUUCACUAACCAUAAACUAUCAAACUUUUCUCAACAAUUCAAACUUGAAACCUAUACUACUAUUACCUCCAAGAGACCAAUUAUACCCAGCUUCACCAUACACGCCUUGGCACCAAAGACAACUGAGCACUCGAAUUUCCCACUCCAAUCACCUAUGCCAAAUUCCGUUAAUGGAUGGGCUCAGUUUGCUAGCAACGUGUCGGGCGAAUGGGAUGGAUUUGGUGCAGACUUUAGCAAGCAUGGUGAACCGAUUGAAUUACCAGAAUAUGUAGUUCCUGAAGCAUUCAGGGAGUGGGAGGUUAAGGUAUUUGAUUGGCAAACUCAAUGUCCUACUCUUGCUCAUGAUGAUAACACCUUCUCCUUCAUGUACAAGUUCAUCCGGCUCCUUCCUACUGUUGGCUGUGAAGCCGAUGCUGCAACAAGGUAUAGUAUCGAUGAAAGGAAUAUUUCUGAUGACAGUGUCUCUGCCUUUGUGUAUCAAUCCACUGGAUGUUAUGUGGCCAUCUGGUCCAAUAAUAGUACUAAUGGAAAUAACAAUCCAUGUUUGUCAUGGGAGGUGGAGCAUUGUUUGAUUGAUCCUCGGGACAAGGAGUCAAGGCUGCGGAUUGUUCAGGUCGUGCGCCUUCAAGAUUCUAAGUUGGUAUUGCAAAACAUUAAGGUGUUUUGUGAGCAUUGGUAUGGGCCGUUUCGAAACGGGGAACAGCUGGGUGGGUGUGCUAUUCAGGAUUCUGCGUUUGCUUCUACCCAAGCCUUGGACCCUGCACAAGUCAUUGGUGUUUGGGAGGGUAAGCAUGCCAUCUCCAGCUUCGACCAUGCUCCUCAAAAAGUUAUUCAAGAGCUCAUCGAUGGCACCACUAGGAAGACAGAAAGAGAUGAAUUAGAUCUUGUUUUGCUCCCAAGGCAACUCUGGUCUUGUUUGAAAGACAUUGCAGGUGGUGGAACUUGCUGUGAAGUCGGGUGGCUGUUUGAAAAAGGACGUGCCAUGACAUCCAAAUGCAUAUUUUCUGAUAGUGGGAAGUUAAAGGAAAUUGCUAUAGCAUGUGAAAGUGCUGCGUCAGCACAAUAGGACAGAGUUGACCACAACAUUUGUACAGCCAUAUGGCCAGAGCAGUAGGAUGACAACUCUUCAAUUUCCCUUUCCCAGAAAUUAGAUUAAUGGAGGGGAAGUAUAUUAUUGUUUGGUUGUCAAGAGUAUAUCAUUGAAUGUUCAACAUGGUCUUAUACUCUUACCAGAUAUGAAAGGCCUGUGUUGGCACGGCCCAACAUAUGUUAUCUUUUAAUUUUAAUUAAUGUGAUAUAAAUAAAAUUUAAAUAACUAAUUAUAUUUUAAUAUAUUCUUAGAUAUUUUAAG
Capsicum annuum is the source of this 1704-nucleotide messenger RNA. RefSeq lists its product as uncharacterized. The transcript has 5 exons. NCBI's taxonomy places the organism in Eukaryota, Viridiplantae, Streptophyta, Magnoliopsida, Solanales, Solanaceae. The coding region runs from base 295 to 1419 and encodes 374 amino acids. The record is from RefSeq and is a predicted model, not a curated record.